Leptonychotes weddellii (Weddell seal) is the source of this 4244-nucleotide messenger RNA. Lineage: Eukaryota; Metazoa; Chordata; Mammalia; Carnivora; Phocidae. The record is from RefSeq and is a predicted model, not a curated record.
AUGGCAGGCUCUGCACCCCCCAGCGUGCCGCUUCGUGGUGGACUCUGCCCCCCAGCGUACAGGGUCGUGGUGGGCUCUGCGCCCCAGUGUGCCAGGUUGUGGCUGGCUCUGCCCUCCAGCGUGAUGGGUCGUGGCGGGUCUGCCCCCCCAGCGUGCCGGGUCGUGGCGGGCUCUGCCCCCCCCACAGCAUGCCGGGUCGUGGCGGGCUCUGCCCCUGCCCCAGCGUGCCGGGUCGUGGCCUCUCAUUGGCAGGGAGAGAAGAUCUUCUAUCUCAUCAAGCCAGCUUCAGCCAACAUUUCCCUCUAUGAGCGCUGGCAGUCGGCCGCGAACCACAGCGAGAUGUUCUUUGCCGACCAGGUGGACAGAUGUUACAAGUGCACCCUCAAGCAGGGCCAGACGCUCUUCAUUCCCUCGGGCUGGAUUUACGCCACGCUCACACCUGUGGACUGCCUGGCCUUCGCGGGACAUUUCCUCCACAGCCUGAGCGUGGAGAUGCAGAUGAGAGCAUACGAAGUGGAAAGGAGGUUGAAACUGGGCAGCCUGACUCAGUUUCCCAACUUUGAAACAGCCUGCUGGUACAUGGGGAAGCACCUGCUGGAGGCGUUCAAAGGUUCUCACAAGUCUGGGAAGCAGCUGCCCCCCCAUUUAGUCCAAGGAGCUAAAAUUCUCAAUGGUGCUUUUAGAUCAUGGACGAAGAAGCAGGUAGGGAGGUGGGCCAGGUUGUCCCCGAGCAGAGGGGAGCGUGGCUGGUGGGGAGCCCUCCCCAGUGCUGGUCCUUCCUUUGCUGGGUGCCCCUUGCCCACCUGCAGUGGAGUGGGGGUGCUGGAAGCAGUUCCUGGCCUGAGGGCUGGGGGCCGGGAGGCCUGGAGAGUCCGUAGGAGGAGGGCCACAAAGAGUGUCCUGAGUGUGCCCAACAAGGAGGCGAUCAGCUCGCAGAAUGACGUGGAGAGGCUAGAAAUCCGAGAGCAAACUAAGAGCAAGUCAGAAUCCAAGUGGAAGUACAAGAACAGCAAACCUGACUCCCUGCUGAAGAUGGAGGAAGAGCAGAAGUUGGAGAAGUGUCCUCUGUCAGGGAGCAAGGACCCCAAGUUCUCGUUUUCCUUCAACAAGAGACUGCUGGGCUCCAAGGCCCUCAAGCCACAGCCCAGCCCAGGCGUGUUUGGGGCCGUGCAGAGCUUCAAGGAGGACAAGCCCCAGCCAGUGCGGGACGAGUACGAGUACGUGUCGGAUGACGGGGAGCUCAAGAUCGAUGAGUUUCCCAUCAGGAGGAAGAGGAGCACCCCCAAGAGAGAUUUGUCUUUCUUGCUGGACGGGAAGGAGCCUCUGGCCACGCCCGCUACGAAGCCAAAGCUGGACUCGGCACUCUACAAGCAGAGUGACGGCUCCUCUGACGAGGGCUCGCUGCACAUCGAUACAGACUCCAAGCCCGCCCGCAGCGCCAAAGGGAAGAAGGAGGGCGUGGGCUCGGCCGCGGGCAUCCUGGACCUGCUGCAGGCCAGCGAGGAGGUCGGUGCGCUUGAGUACAACCCCAGCAGCCAGCCCCCGGCCUCCCCCAGCACGCAGGAAGCCAUUCAGGGAAUGCUGUCCAUGGCCAACCUGCAGGCCUCUGACUCCUGCCUGCAGACCACGUGGGGCGCCAGCCAGGCCAAGGGCAGCUCACUGGCGGCCCACGGUGCCCGGAAGAACGGGGGUGGCGGCAAGAGUGCGGGCAAGCGGCUGCUGAAGAGGGCGGCCAAGAACAGCGUGGACCUGGACGAUUACGAGGAGGAGCAGGACCACCUGGACGCCUGCUUCAAGGACUCGGACUACGUUUACCCCUCCCUGGAGUCUGACGAGGACAGUCCCGUCUUCAAGUCCCGGUCCAAGCGGAGGAAGGGCUCUGACGACGCUCCCUACAGCCCCACAGCGAGGGUCGGCCCAUCGGUUCCAAGGCAGGACAGGCCUGUGCGUGAGGGCACCAGAGUGGCCUCCAUCGAGACUGGGCUGGCAGCUGCCGCAGCCAAGCUGUCCCAGCAGGAGGAGCAGAAGAGCAGGAAGAAGAAGAACACCAAAAGGAAGCUGGCUCCCAACACUCCCUCCCCCUUGGCCUCCACCAGCACCACCUCGGCCUCCACCACCCCGGCCUCCACCACCCCGGCCUCCACCACCCCGGCCUCCACCAGCACGGCCAGCAGCCAGGCCUCACAGGAGGGCAGCUCACCCGAGCCCCCGCCCGAGGCACACAGCAGCAGCCUGGCAGACCACGAGUACACCGCGGCCGGAGCCUUUGCAGGGGCCCAGGCUGGCCGUGCCUCCCAGCCCAUGGCCCCUGGGGUCUUCCUCUCGCAGAGGCGGCCCUCUGCAUCAUCCCCCAACAACACCGCUGCCAAAGGAAAACGUACAAAGAAGGGCAUGGCCACCGCCAAGCAGAGGCUUGGAAAAAUUUUGAAAAUUCAUCGGAACGGAAAACUGCUCCUUUAAAGUUUGGAAAGCCAGGAUCCUUCUGCUCCGCUCAGGACCCCCGGAGCCCCGCUAGAACAUCAGCCCCCAGGAGGGUGGCCACGCUGCCUCACCCGGGGGAGGGCCUGGCCCCCUCCCGGCCACCACUCCCCCCAUACGAGCAUCUGUUGCUUCAGCAGGCGGAGCUCACCAAUGUGGACAGACGUCCUUUCUCAAGUUGCUUAGAGUGACCAGUUCCCGAAACUUGGCCCUGCCUGUUUGAGGACCAUUCCAGUUUCAGGAGAGCCUCCGGGCACCCCUGAGUGUGGGUGUGAUCACAGGGCUUCUGCAGCUCUGCAGGAGCACGAGUCCUUCGAGGAAGGAGUGAGCCAAUGCUCACCAGGCCCAGAGUCUGAGCUGGCCACAGGCUGGUAGCCUCCAGAGGCUUAAAAAAGGCAAAGAACACUAGAGAGGAAGAGGAGGAGAAAAUGGGGUAUUAUGUGCCCCCCUACUCUUCCCAAGUGACUCUCAGACAGUCCAGAGAGUGUGCGGCCCGGCCAGGAGAGGGGCCUCUGUGCUCCCCGGCCGGCGGGUGGCGGGCCGGAUGGUGGGUGUUGUGCCCUGAAUGGCCAGGGUCUUUCUCGGGACGCUGGGGCCGGCAGCAGGGUCCAUGUGUUAGUGGGUGGGGGCGCCAUCAUGGGGUCUCCCCUGAAGGGUCGGGCCCAGCCGUGACGUGGGGCCUGGUGGCCCGGGCUAAGCCAUGAGGGUGGGCCCAACGCUGCCCCACGGGCUACACUCCGAGAAGCACUUCUCAGCUGAGGCACCCCGCCUGGCGGGGUGGAUGGCGACGGGGCGGCCCGAGGACGUGGGGCCCGGCACGUCUGUCUUGUCAUCUGUCCGUGUUUUGUGUCGAGUCCCCGGGUGGACCCCAGACCGAACGUCCGCCCGUCGACACGGAGGGGCUGGAGUUGUUUCUCAGGCAAUCCUGUAUUUUAAUUUUAGAUGUAUCUCCUGAAGCAUAUUUUUCAUAGAAUGUAGCGUGUAAAUAGCUUUUUAAAUAACUUCUUUUUUAUAAGAGUAAAAGUAUCUUUAGGGAUUUCUUUCUAGAGAGUCUGUCAUUAACAUUUAUACGAGUUUUUUGCCGAGUAUGACGAACACUUGGGUUUGCCUCCUUCUUUCUGUUUACUGUUCCCGUUGGUGUUACUUUCUUCUUUUAGGAACUAAGGUAUUGCCUGAAAAACACGUGUCCCUGGAGUCUUCUGUCUGUCUGGGCGGCAGCGAGCCGUGCGAGAUGGGAGAGGCCUCCACGCGGACGCCAGCUCUUUGUUUCCUUCUCGUUGGCGAAGGGGGUGGGGAUGCAGUUAUUUUACUUAGCACCUUGUGAAGUGUUUCUGUGUUUUGUGAUGCUGUAAUUUAUUAAUGUUUGUAGCUUUUUAUAUUUGUACAUUUCUUAUGAGCUUGGUUUAUACGCCCGUCCCUGGGCGCCGAGUCCGCGAGGCCCGGCCCCAAGGCUGGCGGGCAAGCUCGCUGGGCGCCGGCCGCGCCCGCUGUGCCGUCCCGGCGUCCCCGAGGCUUCCUUUCCCGUCCUCGUUGAACAUUUAUAUACUCUAACCCGGCCAUCAAGCUGUUCUCUCUCUCUCUCUUUUAUUUUUUAAAGUUUAUUAUUAUUAUUAUUUGGCAACAUGUACAUUUCUAACAAAGUUUACCGUGGCUAUUAAAGUGUUUUAUUUCCCAAUUCAUAUUACUCUUGUAUCGAGUCCAUGAGAUCUAAGACAGCUUAGAUCAAAGUUUUAAAAGAGUAAAAAUAUUUCAGGUUUUGUACAGAA